This is a messenger RNA of Jaculus jaculus (lesser Egyptian jerboa), 1788 nucleotides long. RefSeq names its product LY6/PLAUR domain containing 1 (gene Lypd1). The record is from RefSeq and is a predicted model, not a curated record. NCBI's taxonomy places the organism in Eukaryota, Metazoa, Chordata, Mammalia, Rodentia, Dipodidae. Gene Ontology annotation, molecular function: acetylcholine receptor inhibitor activity. The transcript has 3 exons. The coding region runs from base 68 to 493 and encodes 141 amino acids. Gene Ontology annotation, biological process: acetylcholine receptor signaling pathway.
CUCAGCCGCUGCGGUCGCCGCGGCCACUGAUGCGCCGGCCCGCGCCCGGCCCCGCGGAUCCGAGAGGAUGUGGGUCCUCGGCAUCGCGGCAACUUUUUGCGGAUUGUUCUUGCUUCCAGGCUUUGCGCUGCAAAUCCAGUGUUACCAGUGUGAAGAAUUCCAGCUGAACAACGACUGCUCCUCCCCUGAGUUCAUCGUCAAUUGCACGGUGAAUGUUCAGGACAUGUGUCAGAAAGAAGUAAUGGAACAAAGUGCGGGAAUCAUGUACCGCAAGUCAUGUGCUUCAUCGGCAGCCUGCCUCAUCGCCUCCGCUGGGUACCAGUCCUUCUGCUCCCCUGGGAAACUGAACUCAGUGUGUAUCAGCUGCUGCAACACCCCUCUUUGCAAUGGGCCAAGGCCCAAGAAAAGAGGCAGCUCUGCCUCAGCCAUCAGACCGGAGCUUCCCACCACCGUCCUGCUCCUCACAUUAGCCCUCUUCUUGGUGCACUGCUGAAGCUGAAGGAGGGGCCCCCUCCUCCCGCCUUGUCCUUCUGGCCCUCGCACUCCGCUUCCCCACGUCUCUUCAGGGUGUUCUUUUAUGCUGGGUAAAGAAGGGAGGCUUUUUGUUCAUUUGCAAAUAAUGAAAGAGCUUCACAUACAAACAGCCUUGUAAGCUCUGAAUAAAUUCAGUCUGAAUUUCCAGUGUGCGCUUGGAGGAAGGGCGCGGAGCAGAAGUUGAGCAGCCCCAUCCCCGCUACCAUCAGGAAAGCCAGGCAGGCACAACCGGCCCUUAGAAGCCAGCCGUACAGUGUGCACCUGCCCUUCCAAAGCCUCCAGCUUCCCUGCUGUCCCUUACGGAGGUCCACUUUAUGUCGUGGCAGCUGUGUGAGGGUGUUGUUGCUGUCUGUGUGUGGUGGGGGAGGGCCGGUUCCCUGCUGGAGGCUUCUGAACUUGACCUUCACACUUCGUGCUCUUGUAAGCCAUUCCCUGCUGCCGAAGUGGCUGAUGCUGAUUUUGUCCCUGAGUCGUCAUUCUGAGGUGACUCCAGGCUUGUUUGCUGGGGCUUGCACUCAGGCUGGGGCUCAGCCUGAAAAGUGCUUAAGAACACCUUCUUGGUUCGCCUGACGGAGGAAUUGCGCUGGGAAGCUAAGAGGAGGAGCGGGCUGCGGUAGGAGCGGGUGCUGUCCGUGGCGGAGCUGGUGUGGGUGUGCAGGCGCUUCUCGUGGUUGGCAUGCUGCAGAGUCAGGUGACAACGGAGCACCUGCCCGAACACCCUACGGAACUGCUGCGAAGACACAUUAUACAGGAGCGGGUUGACCACAGAGCUGAGGUAGAAGAAGGUGUCGGAGAAGGGGAGGAGGAUCAUGUAUGCCCGGAAGUAAGACCUGGUCCAGUCGUGCUUGGGCUUGGCUGCAGCCAUGAUCCUCCGGACUUGGUUGGGCAUCCAGCAAACAGCCAACGUCACAACAAUCAACCCUAAGCAAAAGAGGGAAAGAGAGGGCAAAGAAACGGCAUGAGAACAAAAAUAAUAAAUAAAUAAACAAAAAUCCCAUCAAAUAUUUAGCCCCUCAGUUCUGUGCUCACUGGCCAGGAAAUGGUACCAAUUUUUCAAUGUUUUGCUUGACAGCUUCUUUUGCCACCAGCAGAAGAAUUUAAUGCCGCUUCAAGCUCAGGGGAGUUGGCUGUGUUAAAUACCAUUAAAUGCUUUCGACAGUGUAUCUUACACCUGUUGAUGCCUGUUAAUUUAAAAAAAAAAAAUGUUUUCAUUGUUGCUUGUGGAUCCCAAAAAUAUUUUAUGUUGGCCAUGAA